Molecule: messenger RNA, 1446 nt
Organism: Poecile atricapillus (Black-capped chickadee)
Lineage: Eukaryota; Metazoa; Chordata; Aves; Passeriformes; Paridae
Gene: PPT1
Product: palmitoyl-protein thioesterase 1
Exons: 9
Coding region: 30-926 (298 amino acids)
Biological process (GO): protein depalmitoylation; receptor-mediated endocytosis
Cellular component (GO): lysosome
Molecular function (GO): palmitoyl-(protein) hydrolase activity
Source: RefSeq, a predicted model, not a curated record
GCCGCCGGCGGGUCAUGUGACGGCCCAAGAUGGCGGCGCUCACGGUGGCGGUGCCGGUGCUGGCGCUGCUGGGGCUGUGCCUGAGCCCCGCGGCCGCCGCCACUCCCCUGGUGAUCUGGCACGGCAUGGGAGACAGCUGCUGCAACCCGGUGAGCAUGGGCUACAUCCAAAAACUGGUGGAGAAAAAAAUCCCGGGGAUUUACGUCCUGUCGCUGAAGAUUGGGAGCAACAUGAUCCAGGAUAUGGAGAACAGCUUCUUCAUGAACGUCAACGAUCAGGUGAGGGAGGUGUGCAGCCAGCUGGCCACGGACCCUCGGCUCCAGGGAGGCUACAACGCCAUGGGCUUCUCCCAGGGAGGCCAAUUCCUGAGGGCUGUGGCCCAGAGGUGCCCUGUUCCUCCCAUGCUCAACCUCAUCUCCGUCGGGGGACAGCACCAAGGGGUGUAUGGCUUCCCACGCUGUCCCGGGGAGAGCUCCCACGUCUGCGACUGGAUCCGCAAAACCCUGGACCUGGGAGCCUACACCAAGGCAGUGCAGGAGCACUUGGUCCAAGCAGAGUAUUGGCACGACCCCCUGAAGGAGGAGGACUACAGGAAGAACAGCAUCUUUUUGGCUGACAUCAAUCAGGAGAGGGGCAUCAACCAGACCUACAAGAAAAACCUGAUGGCUCUGAAGAAGUUUGUGAUGGUGAAAUUCCUCAACGAUACCAUGGUGGACCCUCCGAUCUCUGAGUGGUUUGGGUUUUACAAAAGUGGCCAAGCCAAGGAGACCAUCCCACUGCAGGAGACCUCGCUGUACAAAGAGGAUCGCCUGGGGCUGCAGGAGAUGGACAAAGCAGGGAAGUUGGUGUUCCUGGGGGUGAAGGGGGAUCACCUGCACUUCUCAGAAGAGUGGUUUGACAGCACCAUCCUCCCUUUCCUGCAGUGAAGCUCCUCUGGGAGCACUGGGCAGGGUUUUUCACUGUAACUAACACCAGCCACUGUGCAACAGCACUUGGUGCAGCCAAGCCUGCAGGGAUUUGGGGAACAAGAGGGGGAGGUUUAGCUCAGCAGGGGUUGCCAGGAUUCCACUCCCACCUGGGCUGAGCCUUGCUCUGGCUCUGACACACUCCAGGGCCUGGUAAAUCCACCUCAGUUCUCAGAGCUGUGCCAGAGCUUUGUCCUCAAUCCCCUGUUCCUGCAGGACACACUGGCAGUAUUAACCCAACUCAGUAGGGAUCAGCAAAGCUCUCAUGGCUGUGUGCAGGGGAAAUGUUACAGCCCACCCUUCAAGAUGGGGGGAAAAGGCCAAAUUUAGGGGUUUCUGGGAGAAAGAAAAAAAAAAAAAAGAGGGUUUGGAAUUCAGCAGUAUUAACAGCUUGAAGAGUUUUCAACUAAUGGCUUGGUUUCUGUUCUUUUGUACAAAUGAAAUAAAUAAAGAACUUUCCAUCUAACCAACUAAAAAAGAA